This is a messenger RNA of Episyrphus balteatus (marmalade hoverfly), 645 nucleotides long. RefSeq names its product NPC intracellular cholesterol transporter 2 homolog a (gene Npc2a). Gene Ontology annotation, biological process: intracellular cholesterol transport. Gene Ontology annotation, molecular function: sterol binding. The record is from RefSeq and is a predicted model, not a curated record. Bases 100 to 546 code for a protein of 148 amino acids. The transcript has 4 exons. Lineage: Eukaryota; Metazoa; Arthropoda; Insecta; Diptera; Syrphidae.
UUUGUUUAGUUUAGUCUUCCGUCAAAUGAGCUUGAUAUCGGUCUAACGGGAGUGAAUAAAUUGAUAAAAGUUGACAUUUUUUUCCUUAAAUUCUCAAAAAUGAAGCAAUUUAUUGUGAUCCUAUUUUUAUCAGUUAUUGUGUCUAUCAGUGGAUUGCAGUUCAAAGAUUGUGGUUCAAAAAUUGGAAAGUUUACUAAGGUAGUUAUAUCAGGCUGUGAUACAACAAAGAAUGAUUGCAUUCUCAAAAGGAAUACGACGGCUUCAAUAUCUAUUGAAUUGACAUUAUCCGAAGAUGUCCAAACUAUCACAACUAUAGUCCACGGAAAAAUAAUGGGAGUUGAAAUGCCUUUUCACCUACAAAAUCCAGAUGCCUGCGUUGACAGUGGAUUGACAUGUCCGCUUACAAAGGACACCAGCUACAGUUACAAAGCAACGUUACCGGUUUUAAAAGCCUAUCCGAAGGUCACCGUUGAAGUAAAAUGGGAAUUGAGAGACCAAAACAAUGACGAUAUUAUUUGUGUCCUUAUUCCUGCCAAAAUUCAGUAAACAACGAAAAAGCACACAUGUAGCACUAUUGAUUGUUGUAUGAGAAUUGUGAAUAGAAAUAUUUAAUAAAACAAAAUUAAAAUGGGUUUUUAGUAAGAA